AUGGAUAAAUUUAGGGCUUAUAUCAAGGUGCCUGGUGGAAUAAACUACACCGAAUUCUCCCCCGACGAGAAUUUCGUGGGAGCCGCGACAGUCAACAGGACCAUUUUUGCUUGGUCAAUAGACACUUCUAGCUCCGGUGGAUUUCGCCUCUUCAAAGCCUUUAGCGCUCAUGAGGAAUACAUCAACUCCCUUGCCUUUUACGCUGAUAGUAGGAGGCUAGCGACCGCCUCAGACGACAGAAAGGUACGAAUAUGGUCGAUGAUUGACGACAGCUAUCAUUACGAAAGUCUCAAAGCACACAAUGGAGGUGUUACUGCCAUUGCUCUUUCACCAGAUAUUGUGGUUUCAGGGUCAGCAGAUCAGACAAUCCAGAUCUGGUCGUUUAAUGGAUCUGUGUACAACCAUCGCUGGGGAUUGACUGGUCAUAACGCAUGCAUUACCUCGGUUGCAAUUUCAUCGGAUUCUACUCUAGAUGCGUCUGCGUCUCAGCACGACUUCAUUCGAAUCUGUUCUGUUAAUAAUGGAACUUGUCUGUAUAGGCUCCAAGGCAUCAUGACCCACCAAAAGCCACUCGUGGAGAGAAAAGUUGUGCGGGUAACUAAGGACAUUGUCGAGACCACCAACAUAGAACCACAAGAGGGUCAGAGCUAUCGUCUUGGUCUUGGUGCUGGUCCAGAAUGGUUGAACUUCAAUGAGUCCCGUCUGAUAUGGGUACCCAACGAAUAUCGCGCAUUCCACAAAGUUUUCGCUAUAUCUGGCCCCAAUAUGGUCUGGCAGGACGAGGCUGGCCAGCUUUUGAUGUUGAAAUUCUACCUCCCAGAUCAAUAA
Clonostachys solani is the source of this 828-nucleotide messenger RNA. The record is from the annotation of a GenBank genome assembly. NCBI's taxonomy places the organism in Eukaryota, Fungi, Ascomycota, Sordariomycetes, Hypocreales, Bionectriaceae.